AAAACACUGUUAUGUAGUUUUUUUUUUAAUUGCUUCGUUAUACAGCUAAUGAUUUUUGUUAACCUGUUUAAAUCAAACACAUAAGCAUUACAUCUUUCUACAUCAUCUUAUAGGAAUAUUUGGACCAACAGAGAAAGUUGGAAGAGGAACAGAAAGAAAGGAGAGAUAUGGAAAGAUUAGAACAGUUGAAGAAAAAAGAAAAGCACGAACAAAGUGCAAUAGCCUCUUCCGAAGUCAAGCAAAGGCUCCAAGAAUUCGUAUUAAACAAAAAGCAACGUGAAGCUGCUGUUAACAGUACUAACAAAUCUCCCUCCAGCUAUAGAAAUUGGCAAACUGUCCUUGGUAAAUACGAUGAUGAUUUUCCUCUUAGAAAAACAGCAUCUGAACCUAAUCUCAAAGUGCGAUCGGUCUUGAAACAGAAAGUGAUAGAUCGCCGAAGUAGUCCUCUCCUUAGAAGGAAAGACAAAGGACCGGGACCCAUAAAACGAAGGACCCCCCUCUCAAUUGAAACCAGUAAAUGCGAUAAUACAUCAGGAUCUUCUCCUCCUAAUGGUGCAAUAUUGCAAUCAUUACCGGGCAUUAAUGGAAGGUCUACUAUACAAGAGGAGAGUCCUACAUCCUUAUAUAAUUCAGUCAACAGUCCAGGUAGUAUCAGUGAUUUCACAUUGUAUUCAUCACCAUCUUUGCCAAAUAUAUCAUUGGGGAGACCUCCUGUACCUACAUCUGCUGAAAUUGGUAAAAGUGCUGUACCAGCUGGUUCUGAAGUACAGGGAAGAGAUAUUUCCACCAUAAGACUAGGAAUGCCUCUUACAUCAAAUGUCUUACAUUCUUUAACAUAUUACCCAGCAUUACCAGUGAUUGAUGGAGACUUCACACCUCCAACAAGUCCAGGUUAUAUCCAACCUACUAAAAUUCUGGACGGCUCUACUGGCAUCACAAGUAUGCUUAGAGUAUAUCCUACCACAAUCACUGAUGCACAAGUUGCUCAAGCCAGAUUACAUAGAACCAUUCAAAGACCUCUUGGGAGAACCCAGUCAGCUCCACUACCUCUUGGUCAUCCAAUGCUACAACCACAAGCCAUACUUUUAUCACCUCAACAAAAUGAACAAUAUGCUCGCGAAAAGAGACUCUGUGAGCAGCAGCAACAUAAUCUACUCAAACAACACAUUCGACAAACUGUAUUGACCAGAGCAAGCAGUAAAAACCAAGUAGAAAACGUUGAAGAAGAAACUGAAGCAGCAGUUGCUCAAGAAAUGAAGGAAUCUGGGCAGCCUGAAGUAAUAGACUUGACAGAUGGUCGAACGAAAGAGACAGAAACUUCACAACAACAAAGAGAUAGAGAAAUGUUCUUGCAACAACAUCGUGACUACAUGACAAAGCACACUCUACAAAUUAGCGAUGGUACCUACAUCAGGCAUCAUUUGGGAAGGCCUCUGUCUCGAACAUUAUCAAGUCCUCUUGUCGCUCUUAGUCCAAUUGGAAGUCCUCAGGAAACGCAAGUUCCUUCUCCUCAUACAUUUACAACAGGUGUUGUGUACGACAGUUUAAUGUUAAAACAUCAAUGUGUUUGUGGUAAUAAUGCUCAUCAUCCUGAACAUGGUGGUCGCCUGCAAAGUAUAUGGGCAAGGUUACAAGAAACCAGUCUUCUUAAUAGAUGCGAGAGAGUCAGAUCCAGGAAAGCAACCCUAGAAGAAAUUCAGUCUUGUCAUAGUGAAUCAUAUACUCUCUUAUUUGGGGCCAAUCCUUUGAAUCGACCGAAACUUGAUGCCAGCAAAUUAGCUGAUCUUCCAAUGAAGAAUUUUGUGAUGUUCCCUUGUGGUGGCAUUGGUGUAGAUUCUGACACAACCUGGAAUGAUCUACACACAGCAAGUGCUGCAAGAAUGGCUGCUGGAUGUGUUGUUGAAUUGGCCAUGAAAGUAGCAACAGAUGAAAUAAAGAAUGGUUUUGCUAUUGUCCGUCCUCCUGGACAUCAUGCGGAGCAUCAACAAGCAAUGGGUUUCUGCUUCUUUAAUUCUGUAGCAAUUGCAGCAAAACAGCUAAGAGAAAAGCUGAAGCUUGAGAAGAUACUCAUUCUAGAUUGGGAUGUUCACCAUGGGAAUGGACUUCAACAAAUAUUUUAUGAUGAUCCACAUGUAUUAUAUAUUUCACUGCACCGUCAUGAUGAUGGAAACUUUUUCCCUGGCACUGGAGCAACAGAAGAAGUAGGUACAGAUGAUGGUAUUGGUUUCAACAUUAACAUCGCUUGGUCCAAUGGUUUGAAUCCGCCACUAGGAGAUGCUGAAUACAUGGCUGCUUUCAGGUCUCUUAUAAUACCAAUUGUGCGUGACUUUGAUCCUGAAGUAAUCUUAGUAGCUUCAGGAUUUGAUGCUGCAUGUGGGCAUCCAGCUCCUCUUGGAGGAUACAGAGUUACACCUGCUUGUUUUGGUUACAUGACUCAACAACUAAUGCAUUUUGCAAAAGGAAAAGUUGUUCUGGUUUUAGAAGGAGGCUAUGACCUUCCAGCUAUAUGCGAUAGCUCUCAAGAAGUUGUGAAAGCAUUGUUAGGAGAAGAAUGUACUCCUAUCAAAGAGGAAGAAAUGCAACGUAAAGCUUGUCAGUCAGCCAUAGAUGUACUUCAAAAAACUAUAGCUGUGCAAGCAACACAUUGGCCUUGCAUCAAACGAUGGGCACACACGCUUGGUUAUUCUGCGCUAGAAGCUCAGCAGAAAGAAAGAGAAGAGGUAGAAACUGUCACUGCUCUAGCAUCCUUAUCAAUGGCAGUACCACAUGGCCAUAUCCAAAGUCCAGAGUCUAAGGAAAAUGAAGAAGUGGAAGAACCAAUGGAAGAGGAUCAAGAAAAGUGAAAAUAUGAAUUUUUACACUGGAACUGUGUUAAAAAAAAGACUGAUAAAAAAAAACUUUUUCUGGACUAUGGAGCCAGUUAUUUCCGCACAAAAUAUACAUGUUUUUUCUCUUUCGUUCUUGUCAUUGUGGCACUAGCGUCAUAUUCUUCUGCAAACUGUCCAUAAAAAGGAGGCUUUUGCCACAAUCUUGCAACAAGGAAAAUAUAUUAUCUUAUGAAAAUAUAUUUGUACGAAUGAAUGAUUAGAGGAUAAAGAAUGGAUGAAACACAUGAGUCAAACUCAUAUCAAUAUAUUUGUAUGAGUGAAUGAAAAGAGAAUAAAGAAUGGUUGGAAGACAUGAGUCUAACUCAAAUCAUGCUUUUAUUUUCUAAGAAAUGAGAUGUUUUAAACUGUCAACUUUCAUUAAUGAGAUGAAUGUUUUUCCCCCAAAUGAAUUUGUACAUCUCAUCUGUUUAUUUAAUGGCACUGUUCCAAGCCACAUCACACAAUUGGGUUCAAGUUUAGUUUUCUAAAAAUAUUUUCCUCAGUCCCAUUUUCAGCAAACAAGUCUGUUUUAAUAUUUAUUUAGCCACCUAUUUUGAUGGCAAGGUUGAAUGUCAUGGGUCCAAUGUUGUGUGAGUUAUCUUGUUGAUUUUUGUUGUUGAGAAAAGAAAGUUUAGUUAUUACCAGUGAAGCAUUAUUCCUCUAUGGCAACGCUGUAUUAUUUAUCUGUAAAAAUAUUAUAUUAAAUAUGCCUGUCUGAAAAUUCAUUGUGCUAUAUCAGAUUUUGAAAGAAGGUACCUAAUUCUGCAAAAAUAAAUAAUAUGUGGCUAUGCUGUAUUAUUUAUCUAUAAAAACAUUACCAUUAAAAAAAAUUGAUGUGUCAGCAGCCUGAAAUUGUAUACCUGUAUUGGUACCUGAUUAUGCAAAAAGGAACUUUUGAAAGUAUUGCAGAUACAUUUUUUCUAAAAAUUUCAUUAUUUCUGUACAUUUUACUUUCAUUAUUCUUUGUAAAAUUCCAUCUAUAAACUCCAUUCAUUGCUUUGUAAAUAGCUGUUAUGUUUAACUUUUAAAUGCUUUUGAGUUUAAAAUGAACUAUUUCUGUGUUAUUCAUUUCUUAUAGUCUUUUAUCUUGAUGAAAAUAUAAUUGUUCUACUUUUCAAAAUUUAUUUAUUUGUUUGUUAUUUUAUAUUUAAGUGUUUUUAGAAAUAAACAAUAAAAAACUCGGCACAUUUGGCAAAUCACCUUCUUAAAUAUAUACACCAAUGCCAGUUCAAAUUGCAAUGUUUUAAAGAAUUCCAGUAAAAAAAAAAUUAUUACUUAAGAAGUUAUAAGCUAUUUCAAUAUAUUAUUUAAUAUAAUUUGACUUUUUAUCCUUCCCAUAUUGCUUCAAUUUAAAACAAAUGUAUAUUAGUCUCUUAGCUGCCUUUUGGGUUAUAUAAUUUAAUCAGAAACUAGUGUGUACAGCCAUAAUGACCUAUCAAAAUAUUAAUUAAACAUUUAUGUAAGAAUAAAAAAUACACAUCGAUUUAAGUAAAAAAUUAAAACAAAAAAAAAUUUAAAUAUCUGUUUAUUCAAGCAUUAUUUUGUGAAAUAAUUUUAUAUAGUUAUUAAAUUUUUUUAUUUUACAAUAUUAAAAAUCAAAUUUUAAUGAAUUUUCUGCAUUAUUCACAAUUAAUCUAUUGUUAACAACAGACUCGUGCAUAAAAUGAUGUGCAUAGUACCGUUAAAAUUUUAAACAGCAAUUUAUAUAAUGCUUAAAGUAUGUGUUAAUUAUUCAUUAUAAGUAGAAAAAAAAUAUAGCUUCAAUAAAAAUAUCACAAUUUAAUGCAUACGAAACAGAAUUAUGUACUACUUUGAUUUAUAAUAACUUUUUAGUUUUAAAAAAUUUUUACAAAAUGGAUUUUUAUUUUUAAGUAAUGAAUCUUCACAAAUAAUUGGGGUAAUUACCUGUACAUCAAAGUAAUAAAGCGAAUCAAAACUAUUUCUAAUACUACUAUAUUAAUCGAAGUUAAUGUAAAACAGGUUGAACAAGUUUGUAUGCAUAUUUCAUAAAUCUUUAAAUGAAAAUUAUAAAUUAACAAUCAGUAGCUGUGUUUAUUUACAAAUGCUCAUUAAAUUACAGUAUUUUCUUACAGUUUAGUCCAAACUAUUUACGAUGUUUUAUCAAAUUAUUAUUUCUGUUAGCCUGAAUUGGCUUCAGUGUAUAAAAAAAAAGAAAAAAAGAUGAAUAUUUUUUUGUCUGUUCGAAUUUUAUCGAAGCAACUGAUCUAGUCCUUUAUAUAUAUAUUGCAGCUGAAGAGCUUUUUAAUGUAUUUGUUGUAUUUUUAUUUGUUGUGUGAUUUUUUAAGAUGUUAAAAAGAAAAAGAUAUAUGAAAAGAUUUGGAUCGAAUCAGAGAUGUAAUUAUAUGCCUAAAGUAUAAAUGUGGAUGAGAAUUUUGGAAAAAAAUGUAGCUACUAUUAUGAUAGCAUGGAAUAUAUAUGCAUUACAAUGUAUUUUUUUAAUCAUCAUCUUUUUCUGUGUGCUGAAAGUUUUGGCAAAGUAUUGAUAUAUAAAGAGUAUAUAUAAAUAUACAUAUAUAUAACCAUCACUUCAUCCAAAAAAUUUGUUGUUAAAUUGUAAGUUUGUGCUUUACAAUCUGUUAUUCUAGCGCUUGCCUGUUGUUUAAUAAAGGGUUGCCAACUUAUAAAAAUAAAAUGCAAAAGAAUUCAGUUAAGCACUAUACGUCAAGAAUUAUUAAUCAAUAAUAGACAUAAGUGAUAAUUUUGUUUCGAAACUUAUGCACUACUAAUAUUAUUCUAAUUCAAAUAUACAUGGUUUCCAAUUUUAUAUUAAUAUUUUUUUUAAAAUCCAAAAUCAGUUAUUCAAUUUUUUUUUAAAUUUCAUUUUCCAAUUGAAAAAUUAUAUAAUAUUUAUAAUAAGAACUUUGGUGCCUGAAUAUAUAUUUAUAUUGAUAUUUUCAGAACUACCAAACAUGGCAUUUUCUUUAUCAAAUUACUUUUUAUUCGUGAAUAAAUUUCAGAUGCUGUUUAACUUCUUCAAAGUCAUUUUUUUAAACAACAAAAAAUACCUACCAUCACAUGAAAAAAUUUAAAUUUAAGAAUUAUAAUAGUGUCCCUAAAAUAAAACAUGGAAAUUAAUAAAAUUUAACAAUCAUUAAUAAAUUUUAAAAUAUGAGUUUUAAAGAAUAACGUUCAAAAUGUCUGAAAUUCCAUAAAACAAUCAUUCCAGUGACAUUGAUAGCUUUUUUUAAUUUCUUACGUUGUAAUGGUAAUAAUAACAGUAAUGAAAAUACAUUUUCAGUAAGCUAAUAGUUUGGUGAUAUUUGUUUACUUUCCUUCAUUGUAAGCAAGUUAAUGCCUGGAAGAUAUCAGAAAAUUUUUGCAGCACUUCAUUUAAAAAACCGAAAUUUAUACAUAUUUUAACGUUUCUAAAAAUCAAAUUACUCUUUUCUUUUAGUUAUUUUUACCUUUUUUGUGUAAAUUAAGCUUUAAAGAUUUGUGGAAUUCUUUUAAAAAAAUUUCUAAGCAUUUUGCAUUAAAUUUUAAUGUGCAUUUGUUAAAAUAUAUCAUAUUGCUUGGCAUUUAUUUCAAAAUUAGCAUUUAAAUAAGUUUUCUGCUUUUUUAAAAUUAAAAAAACCUACAUUAUAAAUAUGAGUAUUAGAACAAAAUGAAAGAAAUGUUGGCAACCCGAUAUAUAAUGUUACAUAUUGUAGUUGAGCAUUGCCUGCAUCCGUACUCAAAUGUUACUCCUGCAUUUAUUGAAGUGGAGCUGGACUACAUGUGACGUAGAUGAAAUUCUUAAAUAAUGAAUAUUGUUUGAAAUUGUGAAAUAAAAAUUUUGAUGUUUUCA
Parasteatoda tepidariorum (common house spider) is the source of this 6675-nucleotide messenger RNA. NCBI's taxonomy places the organism in Eukaryota, Metazoa, Arthropoda, Arachnida, Araneae, Theridiidae. The record is from RefSeq and is a predicted model, not a curated record.